GCCCGCGGCCCCGCCGGAAGGACUCCAGCGCCCGGGAGCCGGGAGGCGAACUCGGGACCCGCCUGUCCCGCUCGGUGCGCGCCUCCUCCCGGCAUGGAGCCCGCCGAGCGCUCGCGGGUCCCCAGGAUCGACCCGUACGGAUUCGAGAGGCCCGAGGACUUCGACGCCGCCGCCUACGAGGAGUUCGUGUCCGGCUACCUGGUGACGCUCGCGCGCAGGGCCGCCAAGUGGUCCCGGCUGCUGCGGGGCGGGGGCGUCCCGCGGGGCCGCGCAGAAGAGAAGUGGCGAGAGCGGAAGCUGUCAGGGGCGCGUGGGCUCUGCGGGCCUCUGGUCCAACUCAGGCGCCCUCUGUUCUCUCGGGUUUUAGUGAAGCGCUACGUCCGAAAAGGGGUCCCGCUGGAGCACCGUGCCCGCGUCUGGAUGGCGCUGAGUGGGGCCCAGGCUCAGAUGGACCAGAAUCCCGGCUACUACCACCGGCUUCUCCAGGGAGAGAGAAACCCCAGGCUGGAGGACGCCAUCCGGACAGACCUGAACCGGACCUUCCCUGACAACGUGAAGUUCCGGAAGACCACGGAGCCCUGCUUACAGAAGACCCUGUACAAUGUGCUGCUGGCAUACGGGCACCAUAACCAGGCCGUGGGCUACUGCCAGGGAAUGAAUUUUAUAGCAGGAUAUCUGAUUCUCAUCACAAAUAAUGAAGAAGAAUCUUUUUGGCUGUUAGAUGCUCUUGUUGGAAGAAUACUACCUGAUUACUACACCCCGGCCAUGCUGGGCCUAAAGACCGACCAGGAGGUGCUGGGGGAGCUGGUUCGGGCAAAGCUGCCAGCCGUGGGGGCCCUGAUGGAGCAGCUCGGCGUGCUGUGGACGCUGGUGGUGUCCCGCUGGUUCAUCUGCCUGUUUGUGGAUGUCCUGCCUGUGGAGACAGUGCUUCGGAUCUGGGACUGUCUGUUCAACGAAGGCUCGAAGAUCAUCUUCCGGGUGGCCCUGACCUUAAUUAAGCAACACCAGGAGUUUAUUUUGGAAGCCACCAGCAUUCCAGACAUUUGCGAUAAGUUUAAGCAGAUUACCAAAGGGAGUUUCGUGAUGGAGUGUCACACGUUCAUGCAGAAAAUAUUUUCAGAACCCGGAAGCUUAUCCAUGGCCACUGUCGCCAAACUCCGCGAGAGCUGCAGGGCCCGCCUGCUGGCACAGGGGUGAGAGCGCCCGGCCCUGGGUUCCGUCUCCAGGCUGACGACGAUUCCCCUUUGCAGAGUUGACACUGGACCAACUGUCACUGCUUUCCUUCUUAUCGUUGUAAAUGCUUGAUGUCACUACACUUUAGUUGUGAAUUUUUUUAAAGAGAAGUUUAAAAUCAGGUCAUUCUACCAGCUUUUGAUGAUUAGCUAUGAAGUCAUACUUUUCUAAAGAAAACUUAUUUUUACCCGAAGACAUCAAUAAUUUAUAAAAUGUGAAUGUGGGUAUCUAAUAAAGUAUGCCAACACCGGUGA
Cebus imitator (Panamanian white-faced capuchin) is the source of this 1487-nucleotide messenger RNA. It is a transcript of the gene GRTP1, whose product is annotated as growth hormone regulated TBC protein 1. The record is from RefSeq and is a predicted model, not a curated record. The transcript is spliced from 8 exons. NCBI's taxonomy places the organism in Eukaryota, Metazoa, Chordata, Mammalia, Primates, Cebidae. The coding region runs from base 94 to 1197 and encodes 367 amino acids.